This is a messenger RNA of Chanos chanos (milkfish), 663 nucleotides long. RefSeq names its product ankyrin repeat domain 49 (gene ankrd49). Lineage: Eukaryota; Metazoa; Chordata; Actinopteri; Gonorynchiformes; Chanidae. The record is from RefSeq and is a predicted model, not a curated record. Bases 1 to 663 code for a protein of 220 amino acids. Gene Ontology annotation, molecular function: protein binding. The transcript is spliced from 2 exons.
AUGGAUGUCCCCGAGGGCUUCAAUCAGCUGGAACUGCUUGAGACGCACGGUCACAUGAUUCCGGUUGGUACAGAGAGCGCCUGGGAGGAUGAGGAUGGUGGUGAUGAAGAUGACGAGGGGCACCGCAGUGAGGAGUGGUACCAGCAGCAGGAGAUGAAAUUAAAAGAUAAGCCUUCGGAACUCUUGCUUUGGGCUGCAGAAAAGAACCGGCUGGCCACGGUGGAGCGUCUCCUGGCGGGAGAUCCUUCUCUUUUGCGUUGCCGUGACGAAGACGGUUACACCCCUCUGCACCGUGCGGCGUACAGCGGCCAUUUAGGCGUGGUCCUGGCUCUUUUGGCUGCCGGGGCAGACGUUAACGCCAGGACCGCGGACGAAUGGACGCCUCUGCACAGCAGCUGUCGUUGGGGUCACACGGCCGUGGCCUCCUGCCUGCUGCGGCACGGGGCGGAGGUCAACGCCAUGACGUCGGGCAGGCUCACGCCCCUGCAGCUGGCGGCGGGAAACCCUUUGGCCGGGCAGACGAUAGAACUGUUGCUGUCGCAGCGCCUUCUUGACGCGGGACUUAAAAACAGCGCCGGGGAGACGGCCUACGAAAUCGCCCAUCGGACAAGUCCUUACUACAGUCUGUUUGAAGUCACCGAACCCUGCAAUAACGUAUACUAA